UAACCAAAGUCCACUAGGGUUUCCAAACAACCUGAAAUGCUAUCCAUUUCUUAGGGCUUUCAAGUUUCGAUCUUUUUUCCUCGUAAUCUCCCUCUAUAUACCCAACUAAAUAAAUCAGCAGAUUCAAAUUUCGUUUAAUUUCAUCAAAGAUUGAAUCUGUUUUUCAAUUUUUUUUUUCUGUUUAAUUUAAGCUGGGAAUUCUAUUUUUUUGUUGAUUUUUUUAUCAUACACAAAUUAUGCCUCCAAGAGCGGCGAAGAAAUUGCCCCCGGGGCCGGGGUCAAAGAGGGGUGGAAGGGGCGGGAGAGGGGCCGGGAGGGCCCAAGCCAAAGCGCAAGAGCCCGUUGAUGAACCUAUCAAAGUAGAGGAGGUACGUGCCGUGGAAUAUAAAAGGUCACCGCCGCCACCUUUCACGGUGGCGGAGUCGAAGAAAGAGGCGAAGUUGGAGAAGGAGCCUGAGGUUAAAUCAGUGGACAACGGAGUUGCUUCUCGGAGAAAAGAUGACGAUGUGAAAGAGUCUGGUGAUGAGUUUGAAAGGGGUGAGAGGUUAGAUUUGGAGGAUAAUGAUCCUGAGUAUGAGCCAGAAGAGUAUGGCAGUGUUGACUAUGAUGAGAAGGAAAUUGAGCAGGAGGAUGCUCGAGAAGAAUUGGAUGAAAUAGAAGAAGACCCUGUUGAGGAAGAGGCUGACAUAGUUGAGGAGGAAAUUGAAGAUGUUCAAGAGGAGCUUGAGGGUGAGGAAGAUGAUGAGCAUGAUGUUGAGGAGCGUGCUGAGAUGGUUGACAAUGAAGAAGAAGAGGACCACCAUGAGCUUGUCAAAGAAAGGCGCAAGAGAAAGGAGUUUGAGAUUUUUGUUGGGGGUUUAGACAAGGAUGCUACUGAGGAUGAUCUUAGGAAAGUCUUCAGUGAAGUUGGUGAGGUUACUGAAGUUAGGCUGAUGAUGAAUCCUCAGACUAAGAAGAACAAGGGAUUUGCCUUCCUCCGUUUUGCAACUGUAGGACAAGCUAAACGAGCUUGUUCAGAGCUCAAAAAUCCAGUGGUGCAUGGAAAGCAAUGUGGUGUUACUCCAAGUCAAGACAGUGAUACUCUAUUCCUGGGUAAUAUUUGCAAAACGUGGACAAAGGAGGCUUUGAAAGAGAAGUUAAAGCAGUAUGGCAUUGAAAACAUUGAGGAUCUUACAUUGGUUGAGGACAGUAACAAUGAUGGACUGAAUCGAGGCUUUGCUUUUCUUGAGUUUUCUUCUCGUUCUGAUGCCAUGGAUGCUUUUAAACGUUUACAGAAGAGAGAUGUUGUGUUUGGAGUUGAUAGGCCUGCUAAGGUUUCUUUUGCAGAUUCCUUCAUUGACCCUGGUGAUGAGAUCAUGGCUCAGGUGAAAACGGUUUUUGUGGAUGGGAUUCCCUCUUCUUGGGAUGAGGAUCAAGUACGUAAACUUCUGAAGACCUAUGGUGAUAUUGAAAAGGUUGAGCUUGCACGCAACAUGCCAUCGGCCAAAAGAAAGGAUUUUGGAUUUGUCACGUUUACCACCCAUGAUGCUGCAGUUACAUGUGCCAAAAGCAUCAAUAACGAAGAGCUGGGUGAAGGAGAUAGCAAGGCAAAAGUUAGGGCCAGAUUGUCUAGGCCACUUCAGAGGGGCAAAGGAAAACAUAUUGCUCGUGGGGACUAUCGACCUGGCCGUGGGCCUGUUCGGGCUGUAAGGGGUCCAUGGAGCCGUCCAGUUCCACAUGCUAUCCCUGUUCGUGGAACAAGAGGUGUUCCACCACGUAUGCCACCUGUUGUGGAUCGUGGAUUUAGAAGGCCUGCUGGUUUCAGAGAUAGACGCCCAGUUAUGGACAUUCCACCACCUAGGGCCAGAGCUGUGGCUCCCCCUCCAAGGUCCUAUGAGAGGAGACCACCUGUUGAACCAUAUCCUAAGAGUAGCUUGAAAAGGGAUUAUGGUCGCCGUGAAGAGCUUCCACCAAGGAGUAGAGCAGCUGCAGAGUAUAGUUCUAGAGUUCCUGCUGACAGGCGUGCAUCAUAUAGGGAAGACUAUUCAUCUCGUGGAUCUGGCUACCCUGAUCUGUCUAGAGUUCCUUCUCGUCCAGUGCCAAGAAGGGAUUAUGUUGAUGAUGGUUAUGGGCAAAGAUAUGAUAGGCCACCUCCAGCCUACCGUGAAAGCCGUGGCCGGGAAUACGAUUCAAUGCCUGGGUCAAAGCGUCCAUACAGUGCCUUGGAUGACGUACCUCCACGCUAUGUGGAGGCAGGGGUACGCCAAUCUCGUGCUCGUUUGGAUUAUGAUCUUAGUGGCAGUGGCAGUGCUUCUCAAUAUGGGGAUGCUUAUGGUGAUAGACUUGGGAGGUCCAGUGUAGGAUAUGGUGGUAGCCGAAGUUCCAUGUCCAGUCAAGAUUCCCAUGGGCUUUAUGGUGGCCGCCAGGCCAUGGGAUAUGGUGGAGGCUCCUAUAGUGGUAGUGAUGUUAGUGGGAUGUACUCAUCAGGCUUUAGUGGUGAUUACAUGCCUCGUGGUAGUGACGUUGGUGGAAGCUCAUAUUCUUCACUCUAUUCUGGUCGUGGCAUGGGUGGUAGUAGUUAUAUGGGAAGUGGUGGUUCUGGAUCUUACUAUUGAGAUCUGAUUUGACAAAGAGGCUAGGAUUUUGUGGAACUCUGAAACUCAUUUUGAUCCCAUCAGUUUGAGAUGUGAAGCCUUUUCGUGGCUGGAGGAGAAGAGAAUUGUACAAGUUAAUCUGAAUGGGACUGUAUUGCUCCAACUAUACUUAGGCAGUUUGGAUAUUCCAUCGUCUCGUUCAUUUCUGCUGUAUGGAAAUUUGCAAGAGAUUGAGAAGAAGAGACAAAAAUUAGUGUUUUCAAAGUAUAUUUCAUAAAGGAAAUCCCCCUGUAAGAUAUGACCAAAUUUACAGAGCGAGUAGGCCCUCUCUAGUAUUUGUUUCCAUUGACAGCUGGUUUAGUUCGAAAGGUGGGGUUGCUUUACAUGUGGUUACAGACGGUACUUAUUUUCCAAUGCAGUAUUUGCAGAUUAAAGUAUCUCAAAGCACCAUCCAGAUUGAAAUUGAUAAAUUGUUUCUCAGGUUCAGCCCUCAAAGCAAUAUGAUAAUCAUUGCAGAGAUUUGAGUACUUAAAAUUUUCAGUAUCGUUGUGUGCUAAUUAAGCAACACGGAUGGAUCUUUUAGUAACUUGUGUAUUUUUUGUACUUGUCUUCUUGAGCAUGGGAGUUUAAGAUGGCAUGCGAGUAUGAACUUCAGCCUGAAAUUAGCACAUGCUAGGAAACAGUGUCCAGUUUAUUAAUAAAAUAUUAGGCUUUGUGUGCCCAUCUUAGGUUUCUGCAAGAUGGACAUUUUCUUUAAGGACGAAUUCAGGUGAACUUGAUACAGAGGGUUCUUCUCAAA
This is a messenger RNA of Coffea arabica (coffee), 3372 nucleotides long. RefSeq lists its product as uncharacterized. The record is from RefSeq and is a predicted model, not a curated record. Lineage: Eukaryota; Viridiplantae; Streptophyta; Magnoliopsida; Gentianales; Rubiaceae. Gene Ontology annotation, molecular function: RNA binding.